Messenger RNA from Zymoseptoria tritici IPO323, 1488 nucleotides. Its product is annotated as major facilitator superfamily MFS_1 protein. The annotation marks the transcript as partial. The record is from RefSeq and is a predicted model, not a curated record. Gene Ontology annotation, biological process: transmembrane transport. Lineage: Eukaryota; Fungi; Ascomycota; Dothideomycetes; Mycosphaerellales; Mycosphaerellaceae. Gene Ontology annotation, molecular function: transmembrane transporter activity. Gene Ontology annotation, cellular component: membrane. The transcript has a single exon.
AAGUUGCUGUUCACAUCAUUUCUGGUGGCAGUCUCCUUCAGUAUCACUCAGGUUCCAAUAAUCCAUGUCUUCGGACUCAUGACCUGCGAUGAAUACUAUCGAACAUAUCCCAAGCUGGAUCCUGGCCCAGUCGCAGGACGUUGCAGACAUCCAUCUAUCGAAGCGAGUACAGCACGAUCCGUCGCAUUCUUAGGUGCAACCACGACGAUUUUCGGGGUAUUGAAUUUGUUCUAUACCGGCUGGGCGAUGAAGAAGUGGGGAGUCAAGACGGCGCUGUUGACAUCUGUCUGCUGGCCGGCCCUCAGAUUAGUUGUGCAGAACGUCGGCGUUCGCGUUGGAUAUGGGCUUGGGAUUCUCAUUAUCCAGGCUUCGCAGGUCAUCACCAUUGUCGGAGGACCGGCGGGCUACAUUCUUGCGCUGAAUUCAUUUGCUACGGAGGCCGUGGAAGCUCGCGAGAGGACUGCCACGCUUGGAAGACUCAACGGAUGUGCAUUUUUCGGGACCGCUCUUGGCUACCUUGUCGGCGGCAUGCUGAGUGAUUAUUUUGGAUUGCCAGCUCCGUUUGAGGUCACCCUUGUGCUGUUCGUCCUAUCGUGCAUUUACGUCGCCCUCGCUCUCCCGUCAGUUCCUCUCCACCUCACUCCGGAAAGCGAGAAGAAAGCACAGUCUUUGGCAUCGUUCUUUGAGCCGCUAAAAAUGUUCAUCCCUCGGAAAUGGGAGCUUCAAGAUGGUCGACUUCAAACAGAGUACGGCAUCCUUCUCCUUGGUGUGGGCGCAUCCAUGGCCCUCCUCGCAACAGGGUACAUUCCAGUCUUGCUUCAAAUGUAUGCCACGGAUGUGCUAGACUUUGGCGCCACGGAGAACGGGUGGCUCAUCUCGCUGAACUCGCUUGUCCGCGCUGUGUUCCUCACAUUCGCGUUUCCAAUCAUCAUCUCCAAGGGACGAGCGUGGCUCGAUCGCCGUCAGGAGGCUAAAGACAAGACGAGUCGCGAAGAAUCCGCCAGUCAUGACUCAACUACUCGAGCUGAGGACCCUGAAAUCGGAGCAAUGGGUGAUGAGACCGAACCUACAGAACCAGUCAAACCUGGCCCUCAUGAAGAGGCAUCCUACAAAUUCGAUCUGCAAUACACAAGAUGGUCCAUUCUUUUGGACGGAAUUCUCACCGCCGUGGCGACCUUUACAACCCAAAAAUGGCACAUGUACCUUGUUGCUGUUCUGCUCCCGCUCGCUGCAGGUACUGGUUCCGCGGCCAAGGGCACAAUUCUUCAAAUGUGCGCGCCGUCGGAAAGGGCGGAUGCGCUGAGUGCAAUCAGUCUGGUGGAGAUGGUUGGGCGGUUAUCGGCCGUGGGCGUAUUUGGAUUGAUAUUUUCGGCGUUCGCGGAGAUUGGGAAGCCGCAACUGACAUUCCUUGCCAAUGGUGCUGUCGCCGUGAUGGCGUUUGUUGUGCUUUGCUUGACCAGAUUUCCGCCAAAAGGGGCCCGGAGGGUC